AGAACUUAGAUUAGGUCGGCGGAAUUACGCAGCCGCGGCACUCUCUGCGACUCGUGGAGGGUUUAGUAUUUCUCCCGCGAACACUAGAACACAUUUUAAGGAAGCUUGGUCGUGAAGAUGGUUGAAGUAGUGGGAUCUGUUGUUCACGAAGUAUUGGGUCGAAGAGCUCAAGAUGUCGAUAAGCCUAUCAUCGAUUACAUCAUCAAUGUUCUCGCUGACGAGGAUUUCGAUUUUGGCAUCGAAGGAGAAGGUGCUUUCGAUGCCAUCGGUGAGCUUCUUGUUGAUUCCGGCUGCGUCAGCGACUAUGACGAAGGUCGCGCGGUGUGUGGGAAACUCUCUGAUAAAUUUGGAAAGCAUGGAUUGGUUAAAGCCAAACCAACUGUUCGAAGCCUUGCAACACCCUUGCGAAUGUUUGAUGGAAUGGAUGAAGAGGAAGCCCCCAAGAAACAACCUGAGGUGGUGGAUGGCCCUCUGCUGACUGAACGAGACAAGGCAAAGCUUGAAAGAAGAAAGAGGAAGGAGGACCGCCAGAGAGAGGCACAAUACGAAAUGCAUUUAGCAGAGAUGGAAGCGGCUAGAGCUGGGAUGCCUGUUGUAUGUGUAAACCAUGAUACUGGCAUGGAUGGACCAGCUAUCAAGGAUAUACAUAUGGAGAACUUCAAUGUCUCUGUUGGUGGUCGUGAUCUCAUUGUAGAUGGUUCAGUAACACUUUCUUCUGGGCGGCACUAUGGUCUUGUUGGGAGGAAUGGUACUGGGAAAACAACCUUCCUCAGGUACAUGGCCAUGCAUGCGAUUCCUGGGAUUCCUAAGAGUUGCCAGAUAUUACAUGUGGAGCAGGAAGUUGUUGGUGAUACUAUGUCAGCCUUGCAAUGUGUUCUCAACUCUGAUGUUGAAAGAGCUCAGCUUUUGGAAGAAGAAGCUCGUCUAAUUGCUCAACAGAAUGAUAUGGAAUUAGAGGCCACAACAGAACAGGUAAAUGGGAAGCUUAAUGGGGAAAUUGAGAAGGACUCUGUCUCACAAAGGCUUGAACAGAUAUAUAAAAGGCUUGAGUUCAUUGAUGCUUAUUCAGCUGAGUCACGAGCUGCUUCCAUUCUUGCGGGCCUUAGUUUCACUCCGGAAAUGCAGCGGAAGCCAACGAAAACCUUUUCUGGAGGAUGGAGGAUGCGAAUUGCUCUAGCUCGUGCACUAUUUAUAGAGCCUGAUCUGCUGCUACUUGAUGAGCCCACAAAUCACCUGGAUCUUCAUGCUGUUCUGUGGCUGGAAUCCUACCUUGUGAAAUGGCCAAAGACAGUUAUAGUUGUUUCCCAUGCUAGAGAGUUCUUGAACACGGUAGUUACAGAUAUUAUCUAUUUACAAGGACAAAAACUGACUACAUAUAGAGGAGACUAUGACACAUUUGAAAGGACAAAGGCGGAACAGAUGAAGAACCAGCAGAAGGCUUUUGAGUCAAGUGAACGAUCAAAAGCCCACAUGCAGGCUUUUAUUGAUAAGUUCCGGUACAAUGCAAAACGGGCUUCUCUUGUUCAGUCAAGAAUCAAGGCAUUAGAGCGAAUAGCCAAUGUGGAUGAAGUGGUCAAUGACCCUGACUAUAAGUUUGACUUUCCUACCCCAGAUGACAGACCUGGUCCUCCAAUAAUAAGUUUCAGUGAUGCUUCAUUUGGCUAUCCUGGAGGGCCCAUAUUAUUUAAGAAUUUGAAUUUUGGCAUAGAUCUUGACAGCCGCAUAGCAAUGGUUGGCCCAAACGGCAUUGGCAAAUCAACCAUACUUAAAUUAAUUUCAGGGGAGCUUCAACCAACUUCUGGUACAGUUUUCCGUUCGGCUAAGGUUCGUAUUGCUGUGUUUAGCCAGCACCAUGUUGACGGGCUAGACUUGACUUCAAAUCCCCUUCUGUAUAUGAUGCGCUGCUUCCCAGGAGUGCCUGAACAGAAGCUCCGAGGUCAUCUGGGUUCUUUUGGUGUUACGGGCAAUCUGGCUCUUCAACCUAUGUACACUUUGUCAGGUGGACAGAAAAGCAGAGUUGCAUUUGCCAAGAUAACCUUCAAAAAACCACAUAUUAUUCUGCUUGAUGAGCCAUCAAACCAUCUUGAUUUGGAUGCUGUGGAGGCACUUAUCCAAGGUCUCGUUCUUUUCCAAGGAGGUGUACUCAUGGUGAGCCAUGAUGAGCAUCUAAUAUCUGGAAGUGUGGACGAACUAUGGGUGGUAUCGCAAGGCAGCAUCUCACCAUUCCAUGGGAAUUUCCAGGAUUACAAGAAGAUACUCAAGGCAUCAUCUUAGUUUUAACUCGCAGGGAUUAUGUUAUAUAUUGGAGGCUGUUAUAUCAGUUUUCAGGGCCAACAAGAUGGACAAGAAAGAGAAUUCAUUCCA
Molecule: messenger RNA, 2364 nt
Organism: Telopea speciosissima
Lineage: Eukaryota; Viridiplantae; Streptophyta; Magnoliopsida; Proteales; Proteaceae
Product: ABC transporter F family member 3
Exons: 19
Coding region: 118-2274 (718 amino acids)
Molecular function (GO): ATP binding; ATP hydrolysis activity
Source: RefSeq, a predicted model, not a curated record